GUGUAGUGAACAGAAAUGGAGGAGAGUAAUAUGGAAAUGUUAUUACAGCAGCAAACAGAUAGAUACUACACGAACAACACAAGCUUGGUUAUAAAAAAGAAAAGAAACAAGAGACAAACGUAUCUGUCUCCAAAGACCCCACGUAGUAUAUUUUCUUCUUUCCAGGGUUCAUUGCCUCCUCCUUUCUCAACUCCUUUUUUCUUCUCUACCCAAUCUCUCUUCAUAUAUGUUCAUGUUCUUCACUUGAUAUCAGGGAUGUCCAGUUUUUACAAUCAGAACUUGAAUUUCUCGCCUGCAAGAACUGCUUCACCUCAUAUUACAGCUAAUCCAGAUGCUGACAGUACUCAGCAGUACCUGUCAGAGCUAUUGCAAGAGCGUCAAAAGCUGGUGCCUUUUAUGCAAGUCCUUCCGAUAUGCACCCAACUUUUGAAUCAAGAAAUUUUGAAGCUUUCCAGAUUGAUCCCCAACCAAAGUUUUAGUGACUAUGACCUAAUGCAGCGUGGAAGCCCAAAUCCAUCAAAUUCAUUGGAGUUACUUCCUUACAUUGGAGGAAAAGGAUUGAACAUUUGGAAUGGAAAUAGUUGGAAAGGACUUCAACGUGAGAGAGUAGGUGGACCGCUGGGAUUGACAAAUGACUGGCAGGCAGCUCCAGGAAGCCCAAGUUCCUUUAUCGUGAAGAGGAUUUUGCGCUUGGAUAUACCAGUUGGUAAUUAUCCAAAUUUCAAUUUUGUUGGGAGGCUACUGGGUCCCCGAGGAAAUUCCUUAAAGCGGGUGGAAGCUUCAACAGGAUGUCGUGUUUUUAUCAGGGGAAAGGGUUCAAUUAAAGAUCCUGAUAAGGAGGAGAGUCUGAGGGGCAGGCCAGGCUAUGAACACCUCAAUGAACAACUACACAUCUUGAUUGAGGCAGAGCUACCUGUCAAUAUCGUCGAUGUAAGGUUAAGACAGGCACAGGAUAUCAUAGAAGAGCUGCUUAAACCUGUGGAUGAGUCUCAUGAUCUGUAUAAAAGGCAACAACUGAGAGAACUUGCUAUGCUAAAUUCUAAUUUCCGCGAGGAAAGCCCUCAGCCGAGGGCCAGCGUCUCUCCAUUCAAUUCAAGCGGAAUGAAGCGUGCCAAAACUGGCUGGUAAAAGUGUCAUAGCUACUGGCCUGAGGUUGAUGACAUUGCAGAGGUGUCAAUAUAGUACCCCCAUAAUCUACAGAGAUGCAUAGACUGUGCAACAUUUGCUGGUUGAUAACAGUUCUAUGGAGCCAGCUAAGAAGUUAAAUUGGAUGAAUGUUGAGCUUGGAUGCAAGAGUGCCCAGUGACAGAUGAAUGGGAGAGAGAUGGGAUCACCAGUUAUAACUGCUUUCUGAUUUGUGACUGUAGGUGCUUGCUGCUUCUGAAGUAGAUCAUUAUUAUUGGAUUUAUUUGUUCUAUCACCUUAUAUUAUUGACUUAGUGUUGUGAAAGUUCUGCAAUAAUGCACACGCAAAAAACUCUAAACGUAUUUUGCUGCUUGUUCUUCAUGUUUUGUUUAUUGAAAUAUUAUGCGCGAGAAAUUAUGAAUUACACCUUUUGUAUGA
This is a messenger RNA of Daucus carota subsp. sativus, 1563 nucleotides long. Its product is annotated as KH domain-containing protein At3g08620. Gene Ontology annotation, cellular component: nucleus. The coding region runs from base 16 to 1128 and encodes 370 amino acids. The record is from RefSeq and is a predicted model, not a curated record. The transcript is spliced from 7 exons. Gene Ontology annotation, molecular function: mRNA binding. Lineage: Eukaryota; Viridiplantae; Streptophyta; Magnoliopsida; Apiales; Apiaceae. Gene Ontology annotation, biological process: regulation of mRNA splicing, via spliceosome.